This is a messenger RNA of Nicotiana attenuata, 895 nucleotides long. RefSeq lists its product as uncharacterized. NCBI's taxonomy places the organism in Eukaryota, Viridiplantae, Streptophyta, Magnoliopsida, Solanales, Solanaceae. The transcript has a single exon. The coding region runs from base 134 to 748 and encodes 204 amino acids. The record is from RefSeq and is a predicted model, not a curated record.
ACACCUUGCUUCCCAAGUUUUCCCACCUCUUCCACCUCCAAAGCUCUCUACUCUUCCUAUAUAUAAACCGAAUCCAUCACCAUUUCUACAACCAAUUCAACCAUUUUUAAGCUCACAAAAAACUCAACCAAAAAUGAAGAGAGAAGGUCGCCAACAUGGUAUGGUUCGUACUUACCCAAUUUUACCUUCCCCUUGGAACCCAAAACCCGAGCCCAGGUACAUCAACAAGUCCAAUUCACCACCAACCGCUGGGCUUUUCACAAAGGUUUCAACUAAGCCCUGUAACCAUUCCAAGUUCACAGGCAAGUGCGGUAGGCCCAGAUGCAACAGCUGCCAUAUUCACCCAGCUGGAAAAUCCAAGGAUAAAACUAAAGGAACUCAAAAAUUAAAGGGACGUGGCGACGUUGUUUCGAAUUAUAGGUUGAUUACUUGGAGAGUUGUUGAUUCCAGACCUGGGUUGAAUUUUUCUGGGUUUUCGGCUACUGGAUUAAUGGAUCAUUUGGAUAGUGAUUAUUCUUAUUACAUGGAUCAUGAUGAUGAUCAUGGAAUUUACUAUGAUGCCCCUGAUGAAGGUUAUUUUAACGAGGAAAUUGGAUCAGAAUUGGUAGUUGACUCCAAUUGUUCAACACCUGGUGUUGAGAUUGAGGAAAUUGAUGAUGAAGAAGAAAGAAUGAGUUUCUGUGAGGUGGGAUUUGUGUGGGAAAAGGUUGAAGAAGAUGGAGAUUGGUGUGUGGUGGAAGAAAUGUAAAAAUUGGGUGCGUUCAAUUGUAUUUGUAUUUAAUAUUGUGACCUUUCAAUUAUAUUUACUGUUAAAAAAAAUGUUCCAUUUCUGUAAUUGUCAAAUAAAUUGGAAUAUAUUGCAUACAAAUUUGAGAUGGCAUUAGUUUGUGCUGAA